Ostrea edulis (European flat oyster) is the source of this 2941-nucleotide messenger RNA. RefSeq lists its product as uncharacterized. NCBI's taxonomy places the organism in Eukaryota, Metazoa, Mollusca, Bivalvia, Ostreida, Ostreidae. The transcript is spliced from 4 exons. The coding region runs from base 188 to 544 and encodes 118 amino acids. The record is from RefSeq and is a predicted model, not a curated record.
UAAUAAAUAGGGAUAUUCAUAGUAAACUUAGUUCAAUUCGUGAAUUACAUUUAAUUAUAUCGCUUAUAUCAAUCAAGAACUACAUCCGGUAUUUAACGCGUGCGUGUUUCUCUUGGAAACGGAACGCUCUGAGGUUAUUUACGUCUGCAAGGUACUUGGAGGUUAGGGCAAUAUUUAUAUUGUGAAAAUGGCAGAAUCUGCAUAUCAUAUGGAAGCACUGAGGCGUCAGCGAGUUAUAGAUAGGAAGAAAGUCGCCCUUGAUAAAAUGACAAAUGGUGGAAACCAGGACUCUUAUGAGAAUGUUGAGCAAACAAAUGCCAAAAAUCCAAUAUUGUUCAGUGGUCCUGGCGAUUAUGACACCAACAGAUGCAGUGGAUCUCGGCCGCCAAAACCGCAUAGAGAGAUGGGUGUGGUUUUGCAGGAGGUCGUUCAUGACCCUAACUUUAAUUAUAGAUUGCUUAAGGAAGAGGGUGAACCCCCUUUGCAUGUUGAUCCUAUUUAUAGAAUUAUGUACCCUGGAGCUGUUAUUUACAAAAAUGAGUGAACUGUGCAUGUUUCGAGUCAACGGUGAAGGUUUUCAAAAUCGUUAUAGAAAUCGUGAUAAUCUAUAUCCUCAUGUUGACCAGGCCUAUGCAUGCAUUUACCCUGGAAAAGAUAAUUCUGAAUACACGAACGAUGAAAAUCGCAACAAUCGUAGGAUGAAUAAUAGUAUAGACAAAUAUUCUAUAAGCCAGCAAGUCAAUGGGAAGUUCCAUAUGCAAGUUAUUGAAACAACACAACACUUGAGUGACUGAAAAUAUAAAUUUUGCUAGUUUUUGGUGGUGUUGGUUUUUUUAGAAUUUGCAUUUUUUAAGAAGACCAGUGUUCAAUGGUUUCCUCAUGAACUUUUUGCAGGAAUCAGAUUGAGGAUGUUCUAGCAGAAAAAGCUCAAGCAAAGAAGAAUAAACCUUUACCUAAGAAACAAUUGCCUGUUAAAAAACCUCCACCAGAAUCAAUCAGAAAUAUAAAACGUAAUAUGGUUUUUAAGAUACUUCAUCCAUAUGACUCUGAUUAGUAUGUUAUUUAUUUUGUUAGGGGUCACCUUUUACUGUUAAUUCACUGAUAACUAUUUCAUUUUUGUGGCUAUUGGGUGCUACCUGUUGUAUUUUGUGUGUGUGCAAUUUGCCAAUAUUCUCUGUUAGCUUUAAGUUUGUUUUUUUUAGAUUAGAUUAGAAAUACUUUGUCCCUUCUGUUCCAGAUUUUGUUGUUAAAAGUUAACAGUAACUAUACCUUAAAAUGUUUGCUCAAUCUAGUAUUAAUAUCAUACAGUAUUUCUAAUACAUUGUUUUGAUAUGUAUUAUUUAUUGACAAAUGGUGUGAUUUUGUUACAAAUAAUUUUAACCUGUACAAGCUUCAACUAGUCAGAGCCAAUACCAGUAUUAUGUAGUGCAUCUAAUACUCUGCAAAUUUUUUUAAAAUACCGAUUUAUACUUUGUAUACAAUAACAAUAGUCUUUUAUAACUUGCUGUUUUGCAUACUUUCUACAGGGAGUCUGUGCAUUUUUAAUUGUUUAUGGAUACAAUUUUAUGUUAAGAUUUAAGGACAAAAAAAAUGCACACAGCUCCUGGUAUCAAGUUUGUAAGUUUUAAUUUAUCUAACAAUUGUGGAAUAAUUUACUCAAAUCAAUGGAAAUGGGGUUCUUCACCAGCUUCAGUAGUGGUUAGAAAAAAUAUUAAGAAAUCUACCCAAACACUAGCUUGUUUUCCAUUUUCAGAACAGACUUGCCAGCCCACAGAAUCUAUCAUAGGAAAGCGGACAAUACCCCAGAAGACAAAGUGUUUCCUUUACUUCAUCCUCAAGAAUAUGAACACGAAAAACCAAUUACCCAACUGCCUCCUAGAAAACCACACUUUAAAGUCUAAAUAAGCGACAGUCUUCUUUAUUCAAAUAAAAUACACCUAGUCCCCGAUGGAAACAUUGCAUUUAACUUGUGUUGUCAGAAACAAAACCCACUUUCGUACAAAAUGCUGAAUGUUUAUGUCUAAGUUUAUAAUGUGAAAAUGUUACACGUAUUAUAACUGUUCAAAUAAUCUGUGUCAUCUCCCCAUUAAUAUAGAUGCAUUUACAACUGGAUUGGUACUGAGAGAUGUAGAAGACAGUAUGAUCACAGUCGUAAUGGUCCUAUUCUUGCUAGUUCCUGGCAUAGUCUUCGAAGAGAAUUAAAUUCUAUAGGGCAUGGUACACCAUUAUUAGCUGGUGAAGGACGCCCAACUAGAUUUGAUGCAAUAAGAAGGGUGAAAUAAGCCCACAAAAUAGAGAAUUUAUUGCAUGUCUCUUUGUUUUUUUGUGCAACUAAAAUUUCUUCUUCAAUUUCCAAUUUCUGUAUUUUUUGCUUCAAUGGAUGAUUAAUGCAGAUAAAGAUAAUUUGCCAUUUAUAAUGCAAGAUCAAGAUUUGAUGUAAUCCAUUGUGAUUUAAUCUUCAACAAGUUGUGUGCUUUUUUUAAAGUUGGUAAAUAUUUUGAGGUGAUGAAUGUUAUUAAUUUACAAGAUGCCUGUUAUGAUAGGCCAUCUGUGUGUUAAGAAUUGUUUAUUUUUGGGAAACUGUUUGGUGGCAGGAAUUUUUUUCAGCUGUGAUUACAUUUAUCAGUAUUAUUACUGCAAUAUAUAUACACAAUGUAUUUGUUGUUUGCACUUUUUGCACUUGUAUAUGUAUUUCCAUUGUUAUUUACUUUUCAUAUGUAUCAACAUAUGCCAUGUUUUGAUAGUUAAGGCAUUUUCUGAUGAAAUUUUGUUUGACUCUCCAAGUUGAAAGUUAUUUAUUUAUGUAUGAAAUGUGCGAUUUUUAAAAAAAAUAGUACAUUGUAUCUGGUUAUUGUUAAAAAUUUGCUCACUAUUUAAUCUUUGAAAAUCUAGAGUGUACGUACGUAUUGCUUUUAUAUUGUCAAUAAACCUAAUUAUUCUG